AAACAUAUUGCCUUUGCGCGGUCUUUGAGGGUGAGCGUUUAACAAGAUAUGCUCUGUUCCCGCACGCAGAGUUACUAAAUGAAGGCGCUUUUGAAAACCAUUAACCGCAAGACUGCAUUUACUUAUCUGCAUUCAAAGGAAGUUAUUUCACAGGUCUGCUUUCUGAAAUUUUAUUUUAUUUUCCAGUCCUUUCAUAUAAGAAGAAGCAUACAAUAUGAUUACUCUUGCGGGAUCACAGAGACACACUGGAUAGUACCUGACUCCAAAAUGAAUUGGGUUGCAAUUUUCCUGACCAUAUUCUUUCGAACAGUUGUCCUCCAUAGUAUCUUGAAUGAAAGGUCACUGGUGACGAUGGGUUCUUCACAGAGAUCUGUUGCCAGAAUGGAUGGAGACAUAAUUAUCGGUGCUCUUUUCUCAGUCCAUCAUCAGCCUCCUGCCGACAAAGUCCCAGAGAGAAAAUGUGGAGAGGUCAGGGAGCAAUAUGGCAUCCAGAGGGUCGAGGCCAUGUUUCAUACAUUGGACAGGAUCAAUUCAGACCAAAACCUUCUUCCUAACAUUUCUCUGGGUUGUGAGAUAAGGGACUCUUGUUGGCAUUCUUCUGUGGCCCUAGAACAGAGUAUUGAGUUCAUAAGAGAUUCAUUAAUUUCCAUCAGAGAUGACAAGGAUGGUUCAAAAUGGUGCCUUGAUGGGAUGACUUCCUACAUUCCUAUAAGAACAAGGAAACCCAUUGCAGGAGUUAUUGGGCCGGGAUCAAGUUCAGUGGCCAUACAAGUGCAAAAUCUUCUCCAACUUUUUAAUAUUCCUCAGAUUGCUUAUUCCGCUACAAGCAUUGAUCUUAGUGACAAAACCCUCUUUAAAUACUUUUUAAGGGUGGUACCUUCUGACACACUCCAGGCACGGGCAAUGCUGGAUAUUGUCAAGAGAUACAACUGGACCUAUGUAUCUGCAGUACACACUGAGGGAAAUUAUGGAGAAAGUGGAAUGGAAGCCUUCAAAGAACUGGCUGCUCAGGAGGGCCUCUGCAUUGCCCAUUCUGAUAAAAUCUACAGUAACGCCGGUGAGAAGCACUUCGACAGACUUCUGCGCAAACUCAGAGAGAGACUGCCUAAGGCGAGAGUUGUCGUCUGUUUCUGUGAAGGGAUGACAGUAAGAGGGCUACUUAUGGCUAUGAGAAGACUUGGGGUCGCUGGAGAGUUCCUCCUGGUUGGCAGUGAUGGCUGGGCUGACCGUGAUGAAGUCAUAGAAGGAUAUGAGAUGGAAGCACUAGGAGGAAUCACCAUGAAGCUGCAGUCUGCGGAGGUCAUGUCUUUUGAUAACUACUUCCUAAAGUUACGGCUUGAUACUAACACACGUAAUCCAUGGUUUUCUGAAUUUUGGCAAUACCGGUUUCAGUGUCGUAUUCCAGGACACCCCCAGGAAAAUCACAACUAUCGUAAAAUAUGUACAGGAAAUGAAACCUUGGAAGAAAACUAUGUCCAAGACAGUAAAAUGGGUUUUGUUAUAAAUGCCAUAUAUGCCAUGGCACACGGGCUGCAUGACAUGCACCGAAGCCUAUGUCCAGGUCACAUAGGCCUGUGUGAAGCUAUGACUCCAAUUGAUGGCAGCAAACUGCUGGAGUUCCUUUUGAAGACUUCAUUUAUCGGAAUUUCUGGGGAGGAAAUCUGGUUUGAUGAAAAUGGAGACAGCCCAGGCAGAUAUGACAUCAUGAAUCUUCAGAGUGUGGAAAGUGGGCGAUACGAUUAUGUGAAUGUUGGAUUCUGGCAUGAAGGCAUUUUGAAUAUUGACGACUACAGGAUUCAGAUGAACAGAAGUGGGAUUGUCCGUUCAGUAUGCAGCGAUCCCUGCUCUAAAGGGCAGAUAAAGGUUAUCCGGAAAGGAGAAGUGAGUUGCUGCUGGAUUUGCACCCCAUGUAAAGAAAAUGAAUUUGUCCACGAUGAAUUCACCUGUAAGGCUUGUGAACUGGGCUACUGGCCCAAUGAAGAACUGACAGGUUGUGACCGAAUCCCAGUGAAGUACCUUGAGUGGAGCAAUGUAGAGUCUAUAGUAGCAGUGGUUUUCUCGUGUUUGGGAAUUUUAGUCACCAUGUUUGUUACCUUCAUUUUUGUACUCUAUAGAGACACCCCAGUGGUCAAGUCUUCCAGCCGUGAGCUCUGCUAUAUCAUCUUGGCAGGGAUAUUCCUCGGUUACAUCUGCCCCUUUACACUAAUUGCUAAGCCCACCGUGGCAUCCUGCUACCUUCAGCGACUUUUAGUAGGACUUUCAUUAUCCAUGUGUUAUUCAGCUUUGAUGACGAAGACCAACAGAAUUGCUCGCAUCCUUGCUGGCAGCAAGAAGAAGAUCUGCACAAGGAAGCCACGAUUUAUGAGUGCUUGGGCUCAAGUUGUCAUUGCUUCAAUCUUAGUCAGCCUUCAGCUCACUCUGGAAGUAACUCUUAUCAUUAUGGAGCCUCCUAUGACUGUCUUGGCUUAUCCUAGUAUAAAAGAGGUCUUCUUAAUCUGCAACACAAGCAACCUAGGGGUAGUGGCGCCCUUAGGAUUCAAUGGGCUUUUAAUAAUGAGUUGCACUUACUAUGCCUUUAAGACGAGGAAUGUUCCAGCUAACUUUAAUGAAGCAAAGUAUAUUGCCUUCACUAUGUACACCACGUGCAUUAUAUGGCUGGCCUUCAUACCAAUAUACUUUGGAAGCAACUAUAAAAUUAUAACCACUUGCUUUUCCGUGAGCCUAAGUGUGACAGUUGCUCUGGGAUGCAUGUUCACACCCAAGAUAUAUAUUAUCAUUGCCAAGCCUGAAAGGAACGUGCGAAGUGCUUUCACCACAUCUGAUGUCGUACGCAUGCAUGUAGGUGAUGGGAAAGUGGCCUGUCGGACCAACAGUUUACUAAAUAUGUUCAGGAGGAAGAAAAAUCCAGCUGGAAAUACCAAUUCUAAUGGAAAGUCUGUGUCAUGGUCUGAACCAGGUGCAAGGCAGCCGCCGAAGGGUCAACACAUGUGGCACCGGCUGUCAGUCCACGUGAAAAGACAAGAGGCGGGCACGAAUCAGACAGCUGUGAUAAAACCCCUCACUAAAACCUACCAGAACAAGAGCCUCAACUUCUCAGACAUCAGCACCAAAACCUUGUAUAACGUAGCUGAAGAAGAUGAGACGGACCACGGGAGGUACAACAGGCCUAACAGUCCAUCCAUGAUGGUGCACAGGCUAUUACCCAACAUGGAGUCACCAAAGGAAGUAGAAGAUCAUCGGUUAUAUACACCAGAGCUUAUAGAGAAAAGUAUUCUGCCCCAGCAGGUUAUGGAGCAACUCCAGGGUGUUGUCACUAAGUUUAGCACAAGCAUCCCUGACAUCAACUCCAUCAUUAAUCUCCCAAGCCCAGGCAAUGGCAUAAGCCCCAUUUACCAACCCCAUCUCAUGCAACAGCAGGGUCUUCCUCUUCAGAUGAGCACCUUUAGUGAAGAUCCUGCUUCUCCAACGGUGGAGGUGGAGAGUGAGCGAUUGCAUCUCAUACACAGCUACAUGUAUGACAACACGGGCAUCCAGGAAGAGGAGGAACUGGUUCAAAGUAAAUUGACCCUGGAGGACUCUCCAGCUUUAACUCCACCUUCCCCCUUCAGAGAUUCAGUAUGCUCUGGCAGCUCUGUUCCCAGCUCUCCGGUGUCAGAGUCUGUGUUGUGCACACCACCCAAUGUGACAUAUGCCUCAGUCAUUCUAAGGGACUAUAAACAAAGUUCUUCUACUCUGUAACACUGCAUAUGCAAAAUUAUAAGAGGGCUGAAUAAAACACAGGUCGCAUCAGAAACAUGGUUUCUGAGAUAAGCUGGCCAAUGCAAAUAAAAAAGGGUAAAUAUCAAAAGCAGACAUUUCGAAUGUUUAGUAUGACUAAGGAUUUCAGGAGAUGCUGCCUUUUUACUUUUUUAGAAAAAAAAAACAAAAAAAAGACUGAUGGAAAACUCGUAUAACAAGCAGACAACUGAGAAAGCACAAGGAAAACUAUAAAGGCUUGUACAGUAUUUUAUUUUUUCUAUUCAGUAUUUAAAAACAAAAAAAAAUAUGCAUAUAAAGGAAAGACUACUGUUGUGAAGUGAAAAUAAUUUUUCAGUAACGUGUUCAGAGGUAAACAGCACAGCACGCUUUGCUGAGGCUGCCAUAUGGAUAAAUAUGAACGUAUUCUGGCCCGUGUUACAACAUCAUGCUAGGGGAUCUACUAAACACAGUGGUGUCAAGACUAGGACUUUUAAUUAUCUUGGAGUUUUACAGGAGAUCUUCCGAACUUUUAAUGUGGCUUCAUAAUUCCAUGUGUUUUUAACACUCAGCUAUCAUAAGUCAGGAAAUGCAACCAAACAUCCAGGGGAACAAUAAAUGUGACCUUACGUUGUAUACAUACUUUAUAUAAAGGAUAUACUGUAUAUGCUGUAUUUAUUAACUGAGCUCCUUGCAGGUGGUUUAUUCACUUUAUUAUCAUUAAUUGUCCAGCUAAAUAGCUAGCUUUGCAAACUACAGAAAAAAAUCCAAAUGUUACUAAAGAUUAGACCCUGCUGUCUAAUGAAGAUUUUCUUUACCUGACAUCUUUCCUCCACUCUUCAACUUUGACACAGUCUUUUACAUAAUGCCUUGAAUUCAAGAAGUGGAAAAAAAUGUUUUGUGAAAUGCCAGGUGUGAUGAAUUGAUUAACAUGCAUAUGUGUGAGGUGUCACUCAUUCUUUACUGUUUCUGAUAUUUUUAUGUACUAGUAAAUCAUUUUGAACUUUGAAAAAGUUUGUAUUAUUUAAAAAUUUAGUAUUUUUUUCAUACAAAGAUGCCGCAUUUGUAAAAUGUAAGAGCUUACAUAUUUGACAAUGUGAAAUAUUAAUAUUCUUGAACUUGUUUAAAAUGUUUUGUGAAAAUUUAGAUGUCAGUAUGGAAUCCAAGCAGGUUGACUCAUUAAAAGCUAUAGGUUUAAAGUAUAUCAGUUUGUAGUCGCUUCUGGUGAUAAAAGUGUAACAAUUAGAUCCUUGGAUUUAAUAAUGUAAUCCGAUAAUAAAAAGUGUUAGGAUUUACUUGAUACAGAACUUAGUAAUUUAGUCAUUAGAAUGCAAUUGUCUAAAGCAUAAUAUAUAAUAAUGAUCGAUCUUUGGUAUCAAUGUUAUGAAUUUAUUCAUUAUUCAUUUUAGUUUAUAGACUUAUAUAGUGUCUUACACAAUCAAGUUAUUAAUAAUUUAUAUUUAAAUGCAAUUGUUUUAAUAUAUUCCAUGUUCUGAAUCAAAAACCCUCAAUCUUGUUGUCCAGAUUAUCUUACUAAUG
This is a messenger RNA of Erpetoichthys calabaricus (reedfish), 5274 nucleotides long. Its product is annotated as metabotropic glutamate receptor 1-like. NCBI's taxonomy places the organism in Eukaryota, Metazoa, Chordata, Cladistia, Polypteriformes, Polypteridae. Gene Ontology annotation, molecular function: G protein-coupled receptor activity involved in regulation of postsynaptic membrane potential; adenylate cyclase inhibiting G protein-coupled glutamate receptor activity. Gene Ontology annotation, biological process: regulation of synaptic transmission, glutamatergic; G protein-coupled glutamate receptor signaling pathway. The record is from RefSeq and is a predicted model, not a curated record. Bases 79 to 3738 code for a protein of 1219 amino acids. Gene Ontology annotation, cellular component: postsynaptic density membrane. The transcript has 9 exons.